Messenger RNA from Thelazia callipaeda (thelaziosis nematode), 291 nucleotides. The record is from the annotation of a GenBank genome assembly. Lineage: Eukaryota; Metazoa; Nematoda; Chromadorea; Rhabditida; Thelaziidae.
AUGAAGAUAGUUGUUCAUUUAUUAUUCACUACAGGGACCAGUAAUCGACAUCCAUCCGAAGAUGAAGAUUGGCUGGUUUUCAUGAACGAGGUAGUAGCGAUAUCCGUGGCGUUUGUUGAAAAGCACCACGCAACGCCUAAAGGUUUUGAAGCACAGUCUUCAGCUCCCUGGAAAAAGAAUGUAUUGAGGAAGCGAGGGCCGAGAAAGAGAGCGAUCUCUGUUAUUGACCAGCAGCAGAGAUUGCUGGCUCUUGGGGAGAAAGCUACAAAGCAAGAGCCAGUUCCUGUGCUG